Messenger RNA from Cephus cinctus (wheat stem sawfly), 9415 nucleotides. It is a transcript of the gene unc79, whose product is annotated as protein unc-79 homolog. The coding region runs from base 923 to 9169 and encodes 2748 amino acids. The record is from RefSeq and is a predicted model, not a curated record. Lineage: Eukaryota; Metazoa; Arthropoda; Insecta; Hymenoptera; Cephidae. The transcript is spliced from 48 exons. Gene Ontology annotation, molecular function: protein binding.
CUACAAUCGACCCCUCGUGACACACUUGGGAUGCAGGGAAUCGUGAUAUUUCUACCUUGAUGUUAAAGAAGGAUCUGAGAAUCUUAUGUACUUUAUCUAGUUUUUAAUCGGAUGCUUUGUCAGGCUGUUUAUUUUUCUUAAUGGAACACUGGCCUCGUUAGAUAAUUAAAGUCGAACGUUAUAUCUUUCAUAUAGAAUUUUUUAAUCGAGUUUUAUAUCAAAAAUCAAAUGUCAAUCGAUACACCCUAUUUCUUUUUUAAACGCGACGCGUUAUUAAUAUUGUUUUCAUAAACAAAAACAGCUUCUGUAACAUCACGUUCCAGAAAUUCAUCUCAAUUUCGAUGAAGCCAACGGCGCAGCUCCCGUUAGGCAACUCGACCGAUCCGAGGGGGUCGAUACAGCAUGCGCAACUCAUUCACCCUGAGGAAAUUAUUCAGCAUGGACCACUCGUGACGUGUCACGUUAUAAUCAUCUGAAAAGCGUGCUGUUACAAAAAGAAAAGAAAAAAUAUAUUAUUCUCCGUAUUGUACAAUUGAAAGACAAGAAAGAGUGUUUUAGUGAUAAGACUCGUGGCCUUACCGUACGUUACACGGUACUAAACAAUAGAAAAUGAAUAACAGACAGAUUGUCAGCGGAAAGAAAAAUAAAUUGAAAGAUUUUUAAACAAAAUACAUUGUCAUGCUGAAAUGUUCAAAUGAUAAUGGAAGGCGCGGAGCAGCGCCAUAACCAGAUUGCGGAUUUAAUAAGAAGCACAAGACGAGGAAGUACAACAGGGAGGAAUAUAUUGUUUUAAAGAAAAGUAAGAGAGACCUUACGUGACAACGAAGGUGUCACUGAGGUCGAUCGACGAUCUGAUGCAAUCAUUUCUCCUAACGAACAAGUAACGAUUCACCCGGUGACUAAUCGAGGCAUCGAUAUCACAAUGGGGACCAGAUUUGCCUCCUAUACACUCAAGCUUACUAGUCUUCACGAUUAUUAUCAACGGCUUCUUCAUGGCAGCCAACCUAUACCUUCCGGAUUGGAUAUGGCCAAUACGGUUAAAUAUUUCUCACAAACUCUCCUCUCACUUUUCAAAGAUGUGCCUGGUUCACCACUGGAUAUGAUUAAGUCACAGGAAUUUGAUGCACAGCGAAUGGCUCUUUAUCCGAAUUUGGAUUACAAGCAAUUGUACAAUGCUCUUAUGCAAUUAAUGGACGUUGUACCAUUGGUACAUGUUGGUCUACACGCUUUCGGAGAAGCGAUAUUACAAUGCCUCGCUUGUCUUCUUCCUUUCCUGGAACAAGAUCUCAUCGACAAUUUGCCUUACUUGACCGCCAGUGCUAUAUCCGUUCUUCCCGUCGAGCUGCAUCAGGAGAUUGUCAACUAUCUCUGCUUCUACAUACUCCCUUUCACGAUCACACGCAAGAUAGAGGACGGGAGCGAGAAUUACGCAAGCCAGUCUAUCUCCGCUGUAAUUAUGAUGGUGUUCCAGUAUUCGAGUAAUCCUGCACAUCACUGUCAGUUACUGGAAUGCUUGAUGGCUUUAAAACCAGGAGUAGUUAAAGAUAUUCUCUGUGUCGUUGCCUACGGUACUGCACCUGCACGUGCAUCUGCAGCAAAGUUACUCUUCUACUAUUGGCCUACCUUCAAUCCAAACUUGUUUGACCGUCGCGCAGUCCUAGUUAAAUUUGCAAAUGACCUAACACCAUUUGUCUGUCAAAGGGACUCUUGUCCAAACGCAGGAAAUGCCGAAGCUGGAAAAGUCUGCUACGAUCAUUGCAUCUCCAUCACCUUCGCCACCGAAUCCCCACCACCUCUUUAUCUCUGCAUCGAAUGCGCCAAUGAGAUUCAUCGCGAGCAUCCAAAUCAAAUGUUCUACGACAUUCUACAUCCCAUGCAACAGGUCUCAAUGAUUUGUGAGAACAAGAACUGUAGAGCGACGGACAAAUCAGCGAUCAGCGUCUGUUUUUCAACCGAAUGUGCAAGUUACAAUGGAAAUCAUCCGAUUCGCUAUUGUCAACAAUGUCACAACAUUCGUCACAAUAAUCGUCGCGGUGGAGAUCACGUUUAUCACACAGCAUUGCCUCACGUAUCACAGAUGGACGCUCAGAUGCAGACUUACAUGGUCCAAGCGAUAGUCAGCCUGCUCAAGGAGGCUGAACCGCUAAGUAUGGAUAGUAACAGAGACCUCUCGGAAAUAAGUACUAAUAAGGGCAGCACAGGAUUCCCAGGAGGAGGUGGUGGCGGAAUAUGUGGCGGCGGUGGAACAGUCGGUGGACGUCUAGGUCAAUACGAUCCAGCUACCCUGGAGGAACGUCAGCUACUUGGUCGCUAUGGAGUUUGGCUUCUCGUCGGACUUUGUACCCCGAACCAGGAUACUUCUGUUCAAAUACUUGGACGUUUAUUGUCAAUGCUAUUUCAUUGGUUUCAUGUCACUGCCUACUCUUUCGAUGGUCAAGCAGACAGUACUCUUGAGAAGCUUAAGACCGAUUACGUUCGCGGCUGGUUGUCUGAAGUUAUGAAGAGCCAUUAUCAUGUCUUCAUCUCCUGUCUCUUGCCACAUCCUGCUGAUUAUGUCAGAGUCGGUGGUCAUUGGGAGACUUUGGCUUCGAGAACUUCUCAUCUGAAGGAUGGACUGAAUCGUCUCUUCUGUUUGGUUCCUUAUGAAGUGAUCACUCCUGAGAUUUGGGACUAUGUCAUGCCUCACUGGAUGGAAGCCAUGGUGAAUGAUGUCCCGGAACACGAGCUGCAUGAAUUAAAGAUAAUACUUUGUAAAAUAUUGGAUCCUGAUCUUAGUCCUCUGGGCUUCGAUGCAAAGAAGAUGUACAACUUUGUGGCAAAGCGAUUUGUUAAUACCUGUUCAAAAGUCCAAGAGCAGGCUCUUAAUUGGCUGCAAAUAUUAACCAUGCUGGAAAUUAUGAUAUCCCUGGAUCAACUCUUCUCCAUGUUCAGCGAUGGUGUCGCAGUAAUGAGAGCUACGAAUCAUCCGACGGAUUCUAGUGACAAGGGAUUUGCGUCUAAUAAAAAUAAUACAGAUGCCGGAGAAAGGAGUUCGAUAUCUCCGGUGAUGGAUGACGAGUCUGGUAAAUCUACUCCGUUGUCUGAUGACAUAAUACCUACACCAAGACACAUGGAAUUUUCAACGGAUGCUGAACUGAAUCUUUCAUGCUGCAUCCUGAUGCUGGAUAUAUUAUUGAAGCAGAUGGCUCUACAAGAUAUCGAUAAACACACAGGAAUAAACUCCUGGGUGUGCAGGGACGCCUGUCAUUUAAUGAAAUCCAUGGUAGCAGCUACCUGGAGUGGCAGCCACGUUUGCAAAGUAGACAGCGAGUGUACGUACUGCGAAUCAAGAGUAAUUUGGCACCAACUGUGUCUACAACUGGUGACAUAUAUGGCUCCUGAAGAACCAGCACAUCCGCCUGAUCUAAUAAUCGAUGAAUCAGCCGAUGAUUCAGACCGAAAGACACCGCCGGAAACGACAAAGAAGUCUGAAUCUAAGCCGGAUGUUGUGAUCAAUAUGCCAGUACCUGAAAUGCAUUCCGUCGGCGGUGUCCUCGUUCACAUGCCACACUUCUUCGAACAGAUUAUGACCGCCACAGUAGAGACAGUUUCGGAGCAGUUGGAUCUAACAGCCAUAAUGCCACCCGAGAAGGCCAUGUCCGCAGUAGCAAGGGCCGUUACAUUAUCCGAAACGGAUGUAGCAACAGCAACAGUCAACGUGGAGAAGCCUCACCUGAUUGGGGAAAACGAUCAGCCAGUUAAUCUUAGUCCGGAAAAUGAGUUGGAUGACUUCUGGCACACGUCAGUUGGAAAAUUUCGUUUUGUCAUAGAGGAUCUACCUGAGCAGUUGCAAUACAUUCAUAAGUUGUUGAAGGAAAUUAUUAGUGUUGAUAAACCUGACAUACUCUAUUAUAUGCUGCAAUGCUUGAACGUCAUGUGUCUCCAUGGGGAUGCGUUUAGUACUGCGGUUAAGGAUCAUCAAGGAUUUUUCAUAUGGUGCCAAGAAAAUUUAUUGAUUAAAAGUUUAUGGGAAUUGCUUAAUGCCGAACACUCACAUAUAGCACAAGUGACAGUGCCACUUUUGUUGCAUUGCAUUACGUUGCCUUGUGGUACAGAUACUUUUUGGCGACUCGUACAAGAAGAGUUUCAUAACUCUGACUGGCGCGUCAGAUUUAUUGCAGUCGAAAGGGUGACCCUCAUCGCAAGAUUCAUGGAUUCGACGCCAUUGCGAAAUGUUCUGACUCUUCAAGCUGCUUUGGCAAAUGCAUUUUGCUACUUGAUAACUAGUAUGGAUGACAGUAACGUUUACGUUGCUCAGCGUGCGACUUUAUAUCUUGGUACCAUCCAUGACACAGCAGUCAGGUCACUCAUUUUGUGUCUGGAGACCCAAUUUGAUUCGGUGAUAGUAGACAGGCCAAUGGUAUUACAGUCAUUGUAUCAGCUUCACAACAGUUUGAGUGAUCGACGCAUCCUGACCUGGGAAUUCUUUCUCAAUCGUUUCGAUGCACUAUUCUUAGAAGCCCAAAUCAAUUUAGAAAAAUCCGGCGACAUACCUUACUUACGUGACCUCAGGAAUACAGAUUCCAAUAGCGAAACGUUUGUAAGAAAAUUGCAUAGGGCUCACGAAGCUCUUACGCAAUCAGACGGAAGUGGUACCAGCUCCGUCAAGACACUCAGCGCAAGUUUUGGCACAAAAUGGCCGUACAAACGUACAAUGUCUGCGCCGGCUUCAAUGAUACCUCGUCAAGACACCAAGCAAGAAAAGGAAAAGGUGUACAGCCGACAAUACUCUGCGCCCAUUCUGAAGCGCAAGAGCUCCAGGUUUGGAUUGGGUCAGUUGCUGGGGUCCACCCCGCCUAAUAACAGUAUACCAGAUGGUCAUAUACAUUCUCUCAAUAUGCCUGAGGACGGUGGGAAUCUUCCAGGAUUUACGCAUAAGAUUAUUGACGUGGAAGAAUCUGACAAGGAAACGAUGCACCUGCUUGUGUUUCUACUUAUGCAAUUUUUAUCAAGAACCGAUCAAGCAUAUCCCACGGAUGAGAAAUUAUUAUCAAAAACACAAGGAAUAGUUUUGAGACACCUGUACCUUUUAUUGGGAUACAAUCAGAACGAACGAACUUUUCAUACAUCGCCACAGCGUUUAAGAUUGUCUCCAGUAUUCAACGUAUUCAUAGCAAACCUACCUCAACUAUUGGACCAAAAUCAUAUAAUGAGUUGGCUAAUGAUCCCACCGAUUUUGGCAAUCCUUCAGCAUUGUCCUUGUCCACCUCAAGGUGUUCCAUCUACGGAUCAUCAACCACCUACCUACAGUCUCUGGUACCUGGAACCUCACGCGAGACGUUCCUGGCUCAUGUCUCUUCUUGUGAUCCUUUACAAGUGCCAAUACGGUCAGCAGCCCUGGUGUAGUCAACUUCAGUCAUUAGUCAAGAUAGUUUUGAAUACGCUUGAUACUCAGCAUCAUCAGUGCAAAAGGAUUCCAGCUACAGUCGUCAUGGCUGGCCCACCAUCCAGGUCCCGUGAUGUCUCGCAGCCAUCAUUGGGUGGUGAUCAUGAUUUUGCGUCAUGCGCCCCAGGUGAUAUGGAUAACGAAAGUCCACCGAUGCGGACACCCAUCAUAUCCAUACAUCAGCGUAGUCCUGGACCAAGUCAUUUGCAGUCCCAUGCCAUGGAAACGCACUGGGAAGAAAUCGUACCUGCAUGUCUCUAUCCAAACAAGCAUUCAAGCUACUCGAUCAAUGCGGACGAUACGGAGUCCGAGCUGGCUGCAAUACCAGAGAGUCCGAAAUCCGACAGCACUCUACAUGGAAGCAGCGGAGGAUCACUUGGUGAACUCGAGGACAGUGCAGCCGUCGUGAGACGCAGUGCCUCGGUGGUCGUAGGGAAAACAACUGCUGUGAUAGACUGCGCCGGGAAGACUGAGGCCGACAAUAUGUAUCGACUUAAGCAAGAAACGACUAAUAGACCAAUUUGGUUUCUGGGGAGUGAAGAUGAAACGCACCAGGUUAACGGUACUGGUCAGAAAAAGUGGAGUGUUCAUGAAGGUGUCAAAAUGAUGGUGACCAGUUCACUUUUAUCUAGGCAACAUGAAUCCCUUCGUUUUCCAUCAUCAGUUAAGGCGAAUGUUGCUGUUCAUGCUACUAAUAAUGACAAUCCAUCUCCAAAGCCAACUGGACUGUGUAGUGCUAUUGCUGUUGCUGCUGGUAUAUCUAAUAUACAAAGAUCAGAACCUUCUUCGUCUCCUAAGGAGAAGACACUUCCGAUCCGGACUGACAACUCGGAUUCGCCAGGUCCUAAGCAGUUGGGUCGUCAGAAACACGUGGACCAAACGACUCCAUUGGCAUCUCCAGUUUCUCCUUCUCAGGUCGUCGCAGUAAUUGGCAGUGAUAGGUCCAGUUCGCCAGCUGUCAGUUCCAUGUCAUCGCCAAUGACAAAUACGGAUAAUGGUCAACAGUUUUGUUGGUUGACUGGGACUCUUCAACAGGCAAUGACAGCGCCAAAUGUUGAGCGUCUUUUACCAAUUGGGACAGUGACCCGGCCUUCGACUUCUAGUCAGAGAACGGCUCAACGGAUACUCAAGUGCGAAGAUACAUAUGGAUCUCCAGAAUCACCACUUUCAAAGAUGGACAUUUUGACUGUCAGUUCAUCGUUCGAUCAAGACAGCGAGACUUGUAUGUCCAGUGAUAUAACCAGCCCUCGAAGUAUAUCCCAACUGGAAUUCCCAAUGCCAGAACGCUUGCUACCAGUUGGUCCACAAAGAGAUUUCGUCACUGGACUUGUAGAACGAGUACGUCAAGCCCUAGGAGUACCUGAUAACGAAGAUCCAAAGAGCGUAUCUUGUGAUGUAUCGGGAGAAGGGAAAGCCUCACAAUUUCCCUUAAAACAAGAUAGCGUUACUUCUGAGAACCUGUCAACCUCUCUGGUACCAACAUUACACGAGGUACAUUCGAGCAGAUCAGCAAGUCCAAGAAGAUUGAUCAAACAAGUCGCCCUGGAAUCACCGCCAUCAGCAAUGGAAUCAGAAGAUUUUGGUUCACGAAUAUCGGAUCAGGAUCGCAGGCCUAAAGUGAAAGAUCAAAUUCGCACGCAGAGAGACAGAAUGCGAAAAACUCCAACCGGGACUCAACACACCAUAGGAUCAACUCGGCGAACGGAUUCUUGGUCUGGGCCUCAAAUGCAGCCGAAUUUAGAUUUUGUGACGCAACAAGCAUGUCACGCUGAUUUUAAUUUAAAACCAAGUUUGUUUCGCAUCGGAGAUGAUUGUAUUUACGAUAGGUGCUCUGAGUGCGGUACUAUUAAGGAGGAAUAUUCUGACGAGGAACUUGGCCUUUGCAUCAUCACUCUGGGAACUUUCAUUCAUCGUGAACCGUCGUUGGCAGCUCCACUACUUCCGGAAAUUCUAAACGUCGUUACCAAAGUAGCCUUGAACGCAAUGUAUCCUUGGCAAAGUGAAACGAACAUGCAUUUACCAGGAGGCGCAGUGAGCGUUGCGCACCAGUUCCUCAGGUGCGUUUUGCACCAGUUGGCACCCAAUGGCGUUUUUGUCCAAAUGUUUCAGACGCACAUAAACGAAUCGACAAGAAUUCAAUUUUUUAAAAGCGUGGCACAGGCUCUGGUGGAUUUCAAUGAAUUAAAUCCAAUUGCCCCUUUACAAUUGUUAUUAGAGACAUUAAAUGCCAAAAAGUCAUUGCCUUUGGAACGAUUGCCAAUAAUAUUGCAUAAUAUUGCGUGCUACUUGGAUUGCUUACCGUUGGAAGCCGGUUUAGGUCCUGGGGCUGCCACUUGGGGAGGAUUAUUGGCACAAGUCGAUGGACUCUUUCGUCAACUUAUUUUACUUCUUUCGUCUAUAGACGACGUCACGCCUCUACUUCGUAUCAUGAUUUCCGUUUUGAAGGUCCCAGGAAUUCAGCAAUUUAAGGGCAUGUUAGAUCCAUUCUCAAAAGUUCUGAGCUACUCCAUUCAACAUUCCACACUGAAGUACAGUUACCUGACAGAUUUAUGUUAUCUAUGUCAUCGCAGUUUCACGCGAGAACGUGAUAAGCAUUUCUUAGGCAGAACCAUAGUUUUUGAAUUGGUUCAAGCUAUCAAAUUCAAAACUACCAUUCCAGACUCGAACUUUUUAAUUUUACUACAUUUCGUACUUCAGGACAUCGGUGGCACGUUGCCCACAAACAUAGCAAUGGGAAACAUUCGAACCGAUAUGUCACCAAUAUACAACACAAAUGCUUCUGAAUCAUUGCGAAGUCAAAUUUCCGAUGUUCUGGAUUUUCUAGCAGACUUUCACACUCUAAGCAAGGUCAAGAGCUACAGCAAGGGCAUGCAGGUUGGUCUAAACGAAGAUACAUUAGGUGGGAUGUUAAAAUGUGGUCUGGCUCAGUAUGUUGCGUUAGAAAUCACUAGAGGGAACAAUAGAGACAACAGAGCUGUCGUUCGUUAUUUGCCCUGGCUUUACAGCGCACCAUCCACUUUACAACAAGGAGCUCGAGAAUAUGUCGAUUGCAUAGGCCACUUAAGGCUACUUUCUUGGCUCUUACUGGGCUCCCUUACACACACUGCAAUGUUUGCUGGCAGCUGUACUCAUACUCAUGGUCCACCAAUUCCAACCGCACAACCAAUUCCACAAGAAGUUUCUUGUCACGUUGCGGAUCAUGUUCAAGUUAUCCUUUCGGGAUUUCCUGAACAGUCUAAGGCAUCCGCGCAAAAUAUGUCUUCUCUUUUCUAUGCGUUCAUUCUGUGUCAGUUGUGGACAGUUUAUCUGGAGGAAAUGUCAAAGAACAAUUCAACGAACACAGAGAGUCAUAACGUCACGAUGAAUAUUGUUCUUGAGUUUUGGGGAAAAAUUACACCCUGUAUAUUGCAACUGGUUUCACAUUCCAAAGUACUUUCCGAACGAGUGAAUCUUCAUUUCUUGACAUUAUUGGAAGCGUUACUAGAAUGUCGAUCGACUUUACUUAGUAAGCUUUUGCCACUUUGGAGUCCCAUUCUUUUUUCUCAUCACAUUCAGUUACCCGGACACCUCCAGAUGCGUUUACAGAAUUGUCGAAACUUUCCACCCAGUAAGAUUGCCGAGCAAUUUCUUUCUAGUCGUCAAGAAGCAAAUGCUGUAUUGUUGCGAUGGUUACACAGGCUACAAUUCAAAAUGGGUCAAAUAGAGAUGCAGUCAUCAGCAGCCACUCAGUUUUAUUCUAUUUAAGAAUUUUUAACACCGAUACAAGAAUCUUCUCAUAAGGAAGAAUAUCGUUUCGGGAAAGAUUGUAUAUGUAAAAAGAAAUACUGAGACAUUAUUUAACAAUAAUAAAUUAUAUUUAGUGUAGAAUAACUGAUAAUAAUUGUACUUUAUUCUAAUCCAUGCUUACUUGUAGGCACAAGGUAUUCCAAGGUGUAUAAUUGAUUGACUUUAGUUUCUUGAAAUAUUCUUUAUUAAAUAUUAUGUACAGUA